Messenger RNA from Strongylus vulgaris, 552 nucleotides. The record is from the annotation of a GenBank genome assembly. NCBI's taxonomy places the organism in Eukaryota, Metazoa, Nematoda, Chromadorea, Rhabditida, Strongylidae.
AUGAUUAUUAUGUCCGAAGUGAGCCAACCUUCUACUGGAGUACGACUGUCUCAGCCUCAAGUUGUUGCAUAUAUGGAUGCACACUGUGCUGGUGAAGGAACGCUUUGUGUCAGCGAAAGCCAAGUAACGUGGAUUUGCCGCUCUACCGGCUUGGGUUUCUCUCUGACAUAUCCGUCCAUCAUACUUCAUGCAAUUUCCACCGAUCUCAGCACAUUUCCUCAAGAGUGCAUUUAUGUGCUUGUGGAUGCAUCUAAAAGCGAGCGACGUAGAAGACGCACCGUUCCUCUUUACACUGCUGCCGAGGCAAGAAACGUACAAGAUCUUCAACUCGCUGAAGAAGAGCUCAACCAAAAUGGAGACAUUUCCGAUGAGGAUGAUGAUGAAGAAGCGAAAAAUGUAGUCAUCCGAUUUGUACCUUCUGAUAUUAGAGAAGAUGAUGAGAUCGAGCUGAGCGAAGAGGGAAGAGCAAAUCUUCGCCGUAUGCUCAAUCAGUCAAAUAAUGGUCAUGGUGAUCAAGGUGAACAUGAGGAAGAUCAGAUGGAAGAACAAUGA